Messenger RNA from Rhizophagus irregularis DAOM 181602=DAOM 197198, 969 nucleotides. RefSeq lists its product as uncharacterized. The record is from RefSeq and is a predicted model, not a curated record. NCBI's taxonomy places the organism in Eukaryota, Fungi, Glomeromycota, Glomeromycetes, Glomerales, Glomeraceae.
UUUUUUUUUCUCUGAUGCAAAAGAUCUAAUAAAUAAAAUAUAUAUUUAAUACUUUUUUUUACGAAAUUUAUCUUAAAGAAAAUUUUUAUGUUCAGUAUGACACAUGUUGGCUUUAAUUAUAAGCAUACAUUUAUUAUAUUAUUUAUCGCAUUUUUUAUUAUCGUAAAUUUUAUUUCUACAUCUUAUGAACUAAAGAAUCCAAUUGAUGGUAAAGCUCUUCAAAAACGACAAAAUGAUGAAAAAGCUCCUAAAAAAGUAGUCGAUCCAUCUUCAACUUGCACCACUUCUGAUGAUGCCAGAUGUAAAUCUCCACCAGGAGUUCCUCCAAAAGUAGAAACAUAUGUAGAAUUAGGAAUAGAAACUAUGAAACCAACACUAAUUCCGGGUGAAAAUAAUAGUAAUAAUAAUACAACUAAUUUAAUAACUACCACUACAACACUUACAUUAUAUUUUGCCGGUUAUAUAACUACAAUUACAACAAAAAAUUCUAAUGGUGAUCCUACAACUUUCGCAACUUCUGUUCUUCCUUCCACUUUACUUGUUAUAAAGACGGUUGUAGUUACUUCUCCAACUAGUGAGAAAUUAGAUAAAACAAUGGACGUUUCGGAUUCUACGACAAAUUUACACGAUUUUAAUAGACAUGGUUUAUGGGGUGUUACGAUGAGUUUAGCUUUAAUCGUUACAACUUUAAUUUUUAUGGUUUUUGCGUAAUUUUAUAAAAAUUAAUAAAAUAGAAUGUUCAUAAUUUUUUAUUUGUACAUUAAUUUUUAUAGUUCUUUAAAUAAUAUUAUUAUGUAGAUAUGUAUUGUAUAUUGUAUAAAUAGUUAUAAUAACUUAUAUAAUGAAAAAGAAAUAAAGAGAAUUCUUGUGGUCUUAAUAUUUUUAUAUACAAUAUAUAUUAUUAUUAUGUAACUUGGUUAUUAGCUUUAAAGUAGGUUUGCAUGCCAGAAUUACCAAAUGACCUUCAAC